AUGGCCGCCAUGACCCCAGAAAUCUGGGACGAGCUGUCCCACCUGAGGGAGGACAGGCAGAAGAUGCUCGAUGCCGCCGAGAAAGCGAAGCAAGAGGGAGAUGAAGGUGGUGCAGAGUUUCAAAUGAUGCUCGCCGGCGAGAUCUCGGAGAAGAUCGAGGAGCUGGAGAGCAAGCAUGGGUCUGCACCGCCCUUGCCGGGAGCCGGAGGAAACAACAAGGCCAUUGUGCCGGAGUCCAAAGCGAGUGGGCCUACGCCGUCUUUCCAGACGGUGCCUCCUCGAAUAGGCGUUGGGAGCGUGCCACCGCCGCCGGCGAUCUCGGGGGCGAAUUCGAUGAUCAACAUCCCUCCCGGAGUUGCAGGUGCCCUCGCCAUGAGACCGGGCAUGAGCCUCCCAGGCUUGGGCCCCGGCAUGCCGCCGGUGGUGCUGCCUCCGGGCAUCCAGCCGGGCAUGCAGCCGCCGGGCAUGCCGCCAAUGCCAGCAGCCAUUCCGGGCCCGCCGAGCCUCACACAGCAGCAGGCGAUGGAGUACGAUGCAACAAAGGCUGCAUCAACUGCUCUUGAGCCGGAAGUCAUAGAGCUUGUGCACUACUUCAAGAUCGGUGAUAGGCACGCGCGGAUGCUGAACGAACAGCUGAAGCGCCGCAACAACACCUACGAGGAGGACAUCGCCUCCUUGUACGAGAUCCUGAAGGGUGCCAAGAACCCGGCGGACCUUCUCAUGGUUAGCAUCCGAUGGAUGGAGCAAGGCGUCUUCCGUGGCUGCCUCACUCCGAAUCCCAAAGUCGAGAAGGCUUCCAAGAAGUACAAGCUCGACGCGCCCUCGGCGUGCAAGCUUGCCGAGGCCUUAGAGAGCCGGGAAGACCCGGACGAAGCCCUGGACAAGAUCUGCGAGCAUUUGGCGGCCUCGAACAAGCCGUCAUCUUUAGUCAUGAUCAUGCUCAAAGACAUUAAAAACGGUGCUGACAUCCAGCCCUGCACAAAAACUCCAGCCAUCGGCUCCUAUCUACACAAGAAGGAAACCGAGAAGAGUCGGAACCGCACCUCGCGGAGCCGCGAGCGUGAGCGAGACCGGGGCUUCCAGCCACGCAGCAACCGGGCUUCCAGGAGAGUCGGGAGCGGCGGAGUCCUGGCCGAGGUGGGGCCGGCCGCAGGAGCAGGAGUCGAGGCCGUGGAGGCCAUGGCCACGGCGGGGGCGGCCACGGACACCGGGAGCCUCGAGAUCGUGGUGGAGAUCGGGGAGAUCGGGGCGGCCGUGAACGCGACCGGGGCGAUCGGGGCGGUGCAGCGCCUCGGUUGCAUUCAUCGGAGCCUGAUCGCCGAAGUCUACAGCCCCAUUGGCAUCGGGAGGCUCUGGCUGCACGCCUCACCCAAAGGUGCCUUUAAUGUUGGCUGGACGCGUGUCUCCGGUCUUCCACCCGGGCGUGAGUCAGUGAAGCUAUGCUUCAUUCAGCAUAGCGGCAUAGCGCAGAAGUGGAAGACUGGCGACCCUGCCCGCUGUCGAGCACCAGAUCCGCUUGUGUCGGGCCUGGGAGUGUGUUGGUGGUUCGAUGCGGAUGCCGUGGUGUUUGAUUUUUUUACACCCGGAUGUAGUGGGGUCGAGACGAUCGCUCUUUCGCAGUGCGCGCUGCAGCGUGGGGUGACCUACAAGGCUUUCGCCUACGUGGAGGGCCUUAACUCAUCCUAUACGGAUGGACAAGCUUCGCAGCCAGUCUUGGUUUUGGUGCCCGUGGUCUCCAUGCGAUUCAAGACCGAGCCCUUCCUGGCGGAGUCUGUCUUGACCAGCCGUGUGGCCUUCAAAUUCACCACGGAGGCGACGGAUCAAGGUGCUGCCGCAGUGGUCGCAGGAAACGUCUGGGCCAUGGUGGUCCCGGAGCUCCAGGCCCCACAGGUGACGCGCUGGAGCCUGAAGUCCAUGAUGGGAAGCCUGGCCAUGGGAGGUCCCGGCUGCCGCAUCGAUGGUGAGAGCAUGGUGGGAGGCACGGCGGUGGUGUCGCUCACCGAGGUCUCUGCCGUGCUGGAAGACUGUCAACUACGACACGGCUCGACCUACGAGCUGGUGGUCUACGUGGAGGACUUGGACAACCGAUCCGAUGGCACGAUGGUGUUCACUAAGAUUUACACCCCACCAGGCGUCUCGAACAGCUUCAAGUAUCUGCCCAUGAUCGAUGGGAACGUUACAGGGGAGGAGGUCACAGUGCAGUUUGCGGGGGCCAACCCGAUGGGCAAAGCCUGGGCGGUCGUGGUGCCGGCCAGUGCAGUGAGUUCGGCCACCGCCAGCUCAGUGAUGUCUGGGACUGCAGCCCUUGGUGGGCCCGACUGCAUGAUCGCGGCCAUGGACGUCGACGACAACGUGACACAGCACGGGGUGGACUUGGAGAACUGCUCCAUGGCCUUCUCUUCAGAUUACGCCGUGCUCGUCUACUUGGCGGACAUGGGCAUGCACGACGACGGCGAAGAUUAUGGUAAUGAGACCCAUUCAAAGUAA
Symbiodinium necroappetens is the source of this 2487-nucleotide messenger RNA. NCBI's taxonomy places the organism in Eukaryota, Dinophyceae, Suessiales, Symbiodiniaceae. The record is from the annotation of a GenBank genome assembly.